This is a messenger RNA of Diachasma alloeum, 2657 nucleotides long. It is a transcript of the gene Rab8, whose product is annotated as ras-related protein Rab-8A. The record is from RefSeq and is a predicted model, not a curated record. Gene Ontology annotation, molecular function: GTPase activity; GTP binding. Gene Ontology annotation, cellular component: trans-Golgi network transport vesicle; synaptic vesicle; plasma membrane. The coding region runs from base 593 to 1225 and encodes 210 amino acids. The transcript has 6 exons. Gene Ontology annotation, biological process: protein localization to plasma membrane; protein secretion; cellular response to insulin stimulus. Lineage: Eukaryota; Metazoa; Arthropoda; Insecta; Hymenoptera; Braconidae.
CCAAAUUGUCCUCGAGAGCCUAAAAAUUCGCGAGAAAAAUCCCAGUUUCCCAGAAGAAUCCCAGAACUCCCAGAACGCCCAAUCACUCCAAUCUUCUACAACAAUUAGUCAUCCCCCCGUCACUCAGUGCCUCCUAUGACAUCAUUGGUGGAAAUAGGAGUCAAGGUUCCUCCCAUCCCCAUCGUCCCCGUGCGAUCCCUCCAGUGUCAAAAAAAAUGAAAAUAACCGACGAAAGAGCAAAAUAGUUGACCGAAAUCCACAAAAGAACAGAACGAACAGAACAGAAAGACGAGAAAUUUUUCAACAAACGUCCCCGACAAAUGCGACAUUGACGUCGACAUAAAGACAUCAGUCAUCACAACAGGUCAUCAGAGGUAGUCGAAAAGCAAAUAAUACCCGACACGUUGCAUCCGGGACAGUCCCUCCCUCCACGUUGAGUGUCAAAGUGCGAUUGAAAGUGCAGUGACGAUAUUGAGGUUACCAAUUGGAUUCGUUUCUUUUUAUAGGUUUUUAACAAUACGAUUUUGGUGGUGAGAUUUACGAGGAAGAGAGGACCGUUUUUUGGGAAGGUUUGGGGAGGUAUUUGAGGAUAAUGGCAAAGACCUAUGACUACUUGUUUAAGUUGUUGCUGAUUGGAGACUCUGGAGUCGGGAAAACUUGUGUUUUGUUCAGGUUCUCCGAGGAUGCUUUCAACACCACGUUUAUAUCGACUAUUGGUAUUGACUUUAAGAUACGCACAAUUGAGCUAGAUGGGAAGAAAAUAAAGCUACAGAUAUGGGACACUGCUGGUCAAGAGAGGUUUCGUACAAUCACAACAGCCUACUAUCGCGGCGCAAUGGGCAUAAUGCUCGUCUACGACGUAACAAACGACAAGAGUUUUGAGAAUAUAAAAAAUUGGAUUCGCAACAUCGAGGAGAAUGCAUCGGCGGACGUUGAGAAGAUGCUGCUAGGUAACAAAUGUGAACUGUCGGACAGGAGACAAGUGUCGAAGGAGAGGGGUGAGCAAUUAGCUGUUGAAUAUGGUAUUAAAUUCAUGGAGACAUCGGCCAAGUCCAGUAUCAACGUUGAGGAGGCCUUUUACACCCUGGCUAGAGACAUCAAGACCAAAAUGGAGAAGAAACUGAAGGAGGCAUCAAAUCCACCAAAAACAGGUGGAAAUCAACUUAAAGCAUCUGAACCAGCGAGAAAGCCACCAAAUUGGCUAGCAAGAUGUACUAUACUUUGACCCAUCACCAUAAAGUCUGCACUGUCUGCCCUUUACAAUCGUAAAAGAUUUUUUUACACGUCGCCAUCGACAAUCGAAGAUACAAAAAUUGCAUCACAACCGAAUGUUCAUCGAUGCAUACCUAGUAUUCAACGAUUCAAGUGAAAAACAAACAAAAACAUCUCGACGAGAUUUGAUUUUAUUUCAACAAAUUUAUUUUAAAAAUAACAAAAUGAGGAAAAAAAACAACAACUUCAAUUGGUUCAGUUAUUAUUCUCUAAGAAAUUAUGAUGAAGGUAAUUAAUAACGGGAACACAGGGGGAAGAUGGUUGCCGUUGACCAAAUCCACUCUUGCACAGUACUCUUUUUAUUAAUCUAGCUGUUAAUUAUGUAUUUGCAUUACGGUGAUAAGGAAAAUAAUUAAUGACGGUGGGAUGAACUUAUUCGCUCAUUCGAUAGUACAAUCAUGACUGCGGCAGUUUUAAUCGAUCGAUUGACUACAUUUUUUUGGGGGGAAUGAGGAGUGAAUGAGUUUUACGCAAUUAAUUCUUCCUUUGCGAUUCAAUCGACAUCACUCUGUUGUAGGAGAUUCGUUGAGGGAGGGAGUGGUGAAGUGUUCACACUAUGUCGUAGAUAUUAAGGGCGAGGGGAAAUGCUGGCUGACAUUUUUAGCCGGAGGUGAUGAUUAUUAAAAUAACAACGAAAUUAAAAUGAUUGAAAUGUCUGUAAAUGUCUCAGUGAUGAGUGGAUUUCAGAGAAAAUUUCGACCAAAAAAGGUUUUUUGACAUUUUUUGCUAAAUCUACUCAUUGUGGGGUAAUUACAACGUUAAUUGAAAAAUAAAAAAAACGAUGCCUCUGCUAUUUCGGUAAUUAUCUCGUCAAUGAAUCAUUUCAUGAGAAAAUGUCAUAAGAUAUUUUUUAUGGGGAAUAAAAUUUCCUACAAAAAAUUAUCAGCGACAUUUCUCUCUAAACCUAACGGCUUCCGAGAUGUUCGCAAAGUAAUGAAAUUAUUUUGCAUAUUUUUCCACUCCCUCACUCAGUUCUAAUAUUCCCUUCAUUUAAUAGCACGUGUAUCGAGAGUUAUAGGUGAAUAAUGAUACUUGGCAUGUAGAGAAUAAUUUAAGGCCGGGAUUUCUCUCCUUAUGUUCAUAAUAAAACCGAAACUAGCUUUUUCACUACGAAAACAAACUGAAAAUAAUGAUUGUGAUGCUCGCAAAAUCUCACGAGAGACAAGAAUAACAUUUUUUCAUGUUUAAUAAUGUUUGAUAAUGUUUAAUUUUGUAACCACGUUGCAUUUUGCAAACGAGUGAUUUGUUCACUUGAUUUUGCUCAUUGUUCACGGGUUCACUCGAUGAUUCUGGGGUUAUUUAAACCCGAAUAUUGGUAUUUGUUUCAUCAACUCAGAUAUGCGAAACGACGACUAUUAUAAUACAUUUUAUAUUAAUCCUAUUAA